Molecule: messenger RNA, 1603 nt
Organism: Trichoderma citrinoviride
Lineage: Eukaryota; Fungi; Ascomycota; Sordariomycetes; Hypocreales; Hypocreaceae
Exons: 4
Coding region: 206-1168 (320 amino acids)
Biological process (GO): polyprenol catabolic process; dolichol-linked oligosaccharide biosynthetic process
Cellular component (GO): endoplasmic reticulum
Molecular function (GO): 3-oxo-5-alpha-steroid 4-dehydrogenase activity
Source: RefSeq, a predicted model, not a curated record
ACUCCCUGUCUGCUGCAAUGGUAACUCUGCGCCGCGAGUCGUUGGUUCAAGCGACGGAGCAACGAGCCGGUUUGGGGGACCACAAGAGCGGCGGCUCUGCAUGCAGGCGACCAAUUUUCGCACAACUGUGCCUCAACUACCCAGGAUCAUUUCACUCCACGGCGGGCUUUGCUUACCGCAUCACCACAGCCGGUGGCAUCGCAACAUGGAGAGCAUAUCGAAUCUGCUGGACACGCUUGACGUGAGUGACCUGACACCAGCACAAUGGUGCCAGGUCUUCUUCGUCGGCAAUGCAGGCUUCAUCCUAAUGCUGCAGGCUCUUCCAGAUAACAUGCGCCGGGCGUUGAUGGACUACGGUGCCAGAAGAGCCACGUCUCGCCAGUCUUCUGUGAAAAAGGGCAAUGCCGAGGCACCCAAGGAAGGCUUCUUUGACGUCCUGACAAGCUAUGGCCAGGUGCCGCACUCGUGGUUCAUACACUUCUACAUCACGUCCGUGGCGUGGUCCAUCUUCUGGGGCUGGCAGUUCGUGUCCAAGGGAUCGGUGAUGCGGGCCCUGGCCGUGAGGCAGCACCAUGCUGCGGGGAAUGAGCCGUCGUCCGAGGUCGAGCUGACAGCAACACUGGUGGCGUGGCUCUUGAUGGGCUCGCAAGGAGCAAGAAGGCUGUUUGAGUGUCUCUUCGUCCUCAAGCCCGGGUCUUCGGGCAUGUGGUUUGUCCAUUGGGUUCUUGGAUUGGCCUAUUACACAACCCUGGGCAUCUCUGUCUGGAUUCAAGGCUCAGGGGCCAUUCUCCGGUCGUGGGAGUCCCCGCAGCCCGUCCACUUCACGCCACAAAUUAUCAUCGGGGCGGCUGUCUUCGGAUUCGCAGGAGCUCAACAAAACAACUGCCACAGAUAUCUGGCGGGGCUCAAGAAAUACACGCUCCCGAGCGAGGGCUGGUUCAAGUACUUCGUCUGCCCCCACUACACAUUCGAAUGCCUCCUCUACUUGAGCCUUGCCGUCGUUGCGGCGCCGACAGGACGCUUGGUGAACCAGUCCAUCUUGAGCUCGUUGGCGUUCGUCCUGGCCAAUGUUGGCUCCACGGCAUACGGCACAAAGGUUUGGUAUGCCGAAAAGUUCGGGGCGGACAAGGUGGAGGGAAAAUGGAUCAUGAUUCCCUUUGUAUUCUAGGCUAGGGUAGGAACUUGGCAAUCCGGGCAUUCAAAGUAGAGCACGCUCUUAUCGCUUGCCGAAGAGACCCAAUUUGGUUCCGACUUUGGAAACUUGGAGGACGUCUCGGUAUGUGAGGCUGGUGCGGGUCUGCCGCGGGUUUCGACCGCCAGCAAACGCCUCGGGAUCUCGAAGCAACGGCCAGUUCACAAUCGUGUCGGCAGAUAGGUCAAGAUCCUCCUCAGUGUCGGCGAUGCCAUGCAGAUAGUCCGUAUAGAGAUUGGCUGUGGUGAUGAGAAGGCUACGAGGUUCUUGGAGAAUGCGCCAGGCAGGCUCGGGAUCAAGGGCACCGUCCUCCUUGCUGCGGUACAGGUUCAGGCAGAGACUCGCGCCGAGGCUGACGGUGCACACCACGGGCCAAUACGCAGCGCCAUCCUACGGUGGAUGAGCAUUUCG